Messenger RNA from Lactuca sativa (garden lettuce), 3618 nucleotides. The record is from RefSeq and is a predicted model, not a curated record. NCBI's taxonomy places the organism in Eukaryota, Viridiplantae, Streptophyta, Magnoliopsida, Asterales, Asteraceae.
AUGGGAGGCAAAGUUGAUUCAUCCAUCAACAGAGGCAACGCACCGUACAUAUUCAAACUUAGUGGUCAAAAUUAUCAUAGUAUAGGAAGUCUUUUACCUACACCUGGUUCAAGACCGAAAUUCUGCCAGUUAUACAUAUACGAUACAGAGAACGAGAUUUCAAAUAGAUCGACAACUUUUGGUGGUCCGACGAGCAAUUCUACGUUAACUUCAACAUCAUAUGAUCUCCAAAUUAUAGAAUUUUUGAAGGUUAUGUUAGAUUUGAACAAUGCGUUGGUCAAGUCUUAUAGGAUGGUAAGAGACACUUUUCAUGAAAAUCCUUGUGCUAAUUUGAAGUUAAGAUUAAUUAGAAAAAGAGAACAAGAUGGAAGGACCUAUAACUUACCAACUUCUUCUGAGGUUGCAGCUUUAGUUGUCGGUGAUUUUUGUGAUUCAAUUGAAAAAAGAGAUAUCGUUGUUCAAACUUCAUCAGGAUUUUUACAGCGUAUCAGUGAAUUACAUCCUUAUUACCUUGCUCUUCAGUAUCCAUUACUAUUUCCAUAUGGCGAUGAUGGUUAUAGAGCUGAUAUCCUUCAUAGAGGUAUUACAUCUUCAAGUAAUAGCAAGCGCCCAACCUGUACAAUGAGAGAAUUUUUUUCUUAUAGAAUUCAAGACAGGGAUCAAUCGUUCUCACUGAUUCUUAAUGCAAAAAGGUUGUUCCAACAAUUGUUGGUUGAUGGAUAUACCAUGAUUGAAAGUGAGAGGCUAUGUUUCAUACGUAACCAACAAAAAAUUCUUAGAUGUGAGUCUUAUGAGAAUUUGCGUAAUCAUCAAGCACUUGGAAGUACAGAUAUUUCCAACGUCGGACAACGUGUGAUCUUACCUUCUUCAUUUACCGGUGGUGCACGCUAUAUGAUGCAAAACUAUUUGGAUGCCAUGUCGCUCUGUAAAUGGUUUGGAUAUCCUGAUUUUUUCAUAACAUUUACUUGUAAUCCAAAAUGGCCGGAACUUAAAAGGUUCCUUAAGGACACUCCACUUCAUCCAGAAGAUAGACCAGAUAUAUUAUGUAGGUUAUUUAAGAUCAAGUUGGAUGCAUUCAUUAAAGAUUUAAGGGAAAAUGAAAUUUUCGGCAAGGUUCAAGCAGUGGUCAAUACAAUUGAAUUUCAAAAAAGAGGUUUACCUCAUAGUCAUAUAUGUCUCUUUAUGCAUGCUAAAUGCAAGCUUCCAACAGUUGAAGAUAUCAAUCCCAUUAUUUCUGCUAAGAUUCCAAAUAUCGAUGAUGAUCCAGAAUUGUAUUCACUUGUCAAGGAGUUCAUGAUUCAUGGUCCAUGUGGAGCUGAAAAUUUGAAUUGCCCAUGCAUGGUCGACGGAAAGUGUUCUAAAAACUUUCCAAAGCAAUUUUCUGAUCAUACUUCAGUUGAUUCAAAUGGUUUUCCCUUAUACCGGAGAAGAAAUGAUGGGCAUUUUGUAGAAAAAACUGGUGUUCAGUUAGAUAACAGAAAUGUUGUUCCAUACAACAAAUAUCUGUUGAAAAGAUAUCAGGCACACAUUAAUGUUGAAUGGUGCAAUCAGGGAUCUUCCAUAAAGUAUUUGUUUAAAUAUAUAAACAAGGGUCCUGAUAGAGCUACUGUAUCUAUAGUGCCAAGCAAUAAUGAUUCCGAUAACAAUGAUGCAGUGGAUGAAAUUAAAGAAUACUAUGAUUGUAGAUAUAUUUCUGCAUGUGAAGCAUCAUGGCGGAUUUUUAAAUACGAUGUUCAUUAUAGAUAUCGUGCUGUGAUUAGACUACCUUUUCAUCUUCCCAAUCAACAACAAGUUGUAUAUGAGGCAGACGAUGACAUUGGAGAUGUUCUUGACCGAACUUCUAUUGCUUCUUCAAUGUUCACAUCUUGGAUGAAGUGUAAUGAAAUCAGUAAAGAAGCACGAAAACUGACAUAUGUUGAAUUUCCUACAAAGUUUGUUUGGCAUCGUAAAGAUCUUAUUUGGAAGCCAAGGAAAGUUGGAUAUGCAGUUGGUAGAAUUCACUCUGUUUCACCUAAACUCGGAGAAGCAUAUUUCUUAAGAAUUCUUUUAAAUAAAGUGAAAGGUCCUAAAUCAUUUGAAGAAAUUCGCACAGUCAAUGGUGAACUAUGUUCUUCUUUUAAAGAUGCAUGUUAUACUCUUGGCCUUUUAGAUGAUGACAAAGAAUUCAUUGAUGCAAUUAAGGAAGCAAGUAUUUCUGGAUCUGGUUUUUAUCUACUGUUCUUAUUUGCUACGAUGCUAUUAUCCAACAGUUUGUGUAAACCAGAGAUAGUUUGGCAAAACACUUGGGAAUACCUAUCAGAUGGAAUUCUUUACAAUCAACAACAUAGAUUAAAGUCUCCAGGUUUAUCACUAAACGAAGAUCAACUUAAAAACUUGACUUUGUUUGAGAUAGAACAAAUUUUACUCUGUAACAAUUCCAGUCUCAAACACUAUGGAAACAUGCCUUACCCAGAUGCUGAUUCUGUAUCAUCUUCAAACAAUCGUCUUAUUACUGAGGAGCUAGAUUAUGACAUACCAAAUUCAAAGAACGAGUUUGAUGGGUUGUUUGUUGCAUUAACAAACGAGCAACGAGACAUUUUUCUUGAUAUCAUGGAUGCAGUUAAACAUAAUAGGGGAGGUGUAUUCUUUGUUUAUGGUUAUGGUGGAACUGGUAAGACACUUCUUUGGAAAACAAUUUCUACAACAAUUAGAGGUCAAGGUGAGAUUGUUUUAAAUAUUGCUUCAAGUGGGAUAGCUUCAUUAUUAUUGACUGGAGGCAGGACAGCACACUCUUGGUUUAUAAUUCCCAUAAAUCUUACCGAGGAUUCUUUUUGUAGAAUAAAUCCAAUGAGUGAUCUUGCCAGUUUAGUGCGAAAAACCUCAUUGAUCAUUUGGGAUGAAGCACCCAUGGUUCACAAACAUGCAUUCGAAGCUUUAGAUCAAACUCUCAAGGAUAUAUUAAAGUGUGUCAAUCCUAGGAAUUCAAAUAUCCCAUUUGGAGGGAAAGUGAUUGUAUUUGGAGGUGAUUUCAGACAAAUUCUACCUGUUGUUCCAGGUGGCAGUAGACAAAACAUUGUUAAUGCUUCUUUAAGUUCUUCUUAUUUAUGGCAACAAUGCAAAUUUGAUACAAAUUUAUACUCACCUGAUGUUUUAAAUGGUCUUAAAGUCUCAGGUCUGCCAAACCAUAAGCUUAUUUUAAAAAUCGGUGUUCCAGUUAUGUUAUUGAGAAACAUUGAUCAGAAAAACGGCUUAUGUAAUGGGACUAGACUACAGGUUAUAUCUUUGGGCAAACGUGUUAUCGAGGCAGUUAUCUUAACUGGAAGUAAUAUUGGAAACCGGACUUUUAUUCCAAGAAUGUCUUUAACUCCUUCUGAAGACAAGAUCCCUUUCAAAUUCCAAAGAAGACAAUUUCCAUUAGCUGUGUCUUUUGCAAUGACAAUUAAUAAGAGCCAAGGACAGUCUUUAUCGAAAGUUGGUUUGUUUCUAAAGGAUCCUGUUUUUACACAUGGUCAAUUGUACGUUGCUUUAUCCAGAGUUCAAAGUAGACAAGGAUUAAGAUUGUUGAUUUUAGAUAAACACGGUAGACUAACAAAUAAAACAUCAAAUGUUGUGUAUAAAGAAGUUUUUAGAAAUUUGUAA